AUGUUUGCCACAGCUUCGCACUUGUCAGCAGCUCUAGUAGCUCUGAGCGCAUUGACUGCACACGCCCAGAAUGCCUUCUCGGGAGCAGUUGGGUUCGGGGCUAUCGCCACGGGGGGGAACAGUGGCACCACAUAUCACGUCACGACCCUGGCUGAUUCUGGUGCUGGGUCAUUUCGCGAUGCCGUCAGUGGUUCUAACAGGAACAUUGUGUUCGACAUAUCCGGCUACAUUGUGUUGAACUCUGCCGUCUCCCUGUCUAGCUCUAUCACCAUUAACGGGCAGUCGGCACCGGGGAAAGGUAUCGGUGUUAUGGGCGCGGAGGUCUCAGCAAGUGGAAAGAACAACAUCAUCAUCCGUAACCUGCGUAUGCGACAGGGGAGGCUAGAUGACGAUUCUGGCAAGAGCGCGUUCAAUAUGGGCAAAGCGACGAACGUAAUUCUGGAUCAUUGCUCUGUCGAGUACGGACAGUGGGACUCGAUUGAUGCAGUCGGGGGUGUCAACAUUACUGUCUCGAACUCAAUCAUCGCCCUGCCGAUUGGCCAACAAUUCGGUGCCCACGUGGAGACUGGACCGUCGACAUUCUACCGAAAUCUUUGGGUCUCGGCACACAACCGUCAGCCCCUGUCAAAGGACAACACGCAGUAUUUAAACAAUGUUGUAUACAACUACCAAGCAGCAUAUACAGCAGCGAACACCGGCGGGUAUUUCUCACACGACAUCAUCGGAAAUUACUUCAUUGCUGGACCAAGCACUACAAGCACCAGCAACGAUUACUACCAAAUGAACAACAAACAAAGUGUAUAUGCCUCUGGAAACUACCUGGAUAGUAAUAAGGAUGGUGCCCUCAAUGGGGCUGCUGCGAACACGGUUGGAAGUGCACUGGUUCUAAGCUCACCGUGGCAAAGUACUUCCCGAAGUUUGGCGACGCUUACAGCUGCUGAAGCGGUCACUUAUGUGCUAGCAAACGCUGGAGCUUCUCCUCGAGACGAAGUAGAUGCCUACGUUGUGAGCAGUGUGCUGUCAUACGGGACAAAUGGAUCUCUCAUUACGAACCAGGCAAGUACAGGUUUGAGCAACAACGGGUAUGGAUCCCUGAGCUGA
Messenger RNA from Neoarthrinium moseri, 1101 nucleotides. RefSeq lists its product as uncharacterized. Bases 1 to 1101 code for a protein of 366 amino acids. The transcript has a single exon. The record is from RefSeq and is a predicted model, not a curated record. NCBI's taxonomy places the organism in Eukaryota, Fungi, Ascomycota, Sordariomycetes, Amphisphaeriales, Apiosporaceae.